CCAUGAAAUUUAGGCCCGUCCAUGUUACCAUCAAUGGCGAUUGGCGAAUAGCGAUUCAGUAUUAAUAACGUCGGUCCAAAAUCGGCCAGGUUAUUACAGCAGACCGUUCUAUCAAUUUAUGGGCCUGACUGGAUGGACUAGCCAAUAGCAUUUUUCUCAAAGAGACCGCCAAAUUCCAAUGUUCUCUUCCAAAACAGGCCCGUGUUUGCUUCGUCGGAUCUGGGUAUUUGACAGCCGUUCAGAUUCAGUUGACUGCUCCGCCAAAACGUGGACGGAUAGGAUUAUCUUGUGAUCCAAACAAUCGUAGCAAAUAGCCGUGCGCCACGUACUAGUAUACAAGUAAGCUCGGCCGCGUUUAAUCGGAAGACGGCUCUUCUGAAAUGUGACUUUCCUCUUCUUUUCCUUCUUCCUUAGCUGCUACGUCGCGAAAAUUGAUUCCUCCCCGCUUCCGAUUUUCUUCCGCCGUUCUUCCCGAUCUCCAGUUCCUAAUUCCUAUUGCUGCGAACUCACAGUAAUCGCACAAAGCACACUUCCCACCUGGCGCCUGAAAUCCGCCGGAGCCUCGGUGAUUUUGCCGGAUAAGAGAUAGACGAACAGUCGCAAGGGGAAGGAUGAAGAUCGACCUCAAUAAAAUAGCUCGCAAAGUCGAGGUGGACAGCAGGAUUCCUCUCCGGUACUAUUACAGGAUCGCCGAUAACCUCCUCCGACAGGCGACCGUGUACCGAGAUGAACGUAAUGUGGUGGAUUUGUACAUCAUGCUUCUCAGAUUCUCGAGUUUGGUCUCCGAGACUAUUCCGUUCCAUCGAGAGUACCAUAGUUACCUUCUGAAGGAGAAGGCUAGCUAUAGGAAGAGGUUGCUUUCUGUGUUGGAGGAACUUGAAUCCUUGAAACCUGAAUUCAAUCGUCGAGUUGAGGAACUGAAUAGAGGUUACUCGAGUGUUCAAAUACGAGAACUCGAUGGCGUGGAAGAAAAUUCUUAUGGUUCUCAGUCAUCUUCACCACAGUGGCCCUCAGUGAAUAGAAGAAGUGCAUCCUCUGGAAGGAAUGUUGCACAGCCUACCAGCAUGGUUCCUCAAUCUUCAUGGAAGAAUAAUGAUGCUCAAGCCCUUUACUCAAGUCCCUCGCCACUUGAAAAUCAAUUGCAUAAUUUAUCUAUUGGUCGUCCUGUUCCCAAUCAGGAAACUUUGUCUAGGCACUCACUCUUGGGACCAAACGGCCUUCGUGCUGAAUGGCGCCCACCUACUGCGGCAAUAAAGGUGCAGUAUCCUAGCCACGCUGACUUAGCCUCUUCAGAGGAUACAUGCUUAAAUCAGGCUGGAGAAUAUGGCAGUGUGCCAGUUAAGAAGAAUGAUUCUGGUGCUGUUAUGGAUUCCGUUCUUUCCUUGGAUGAUGGUAGAUGGAUACACCCUGCUGAGGAACCAGGAAACACAUUAGUUCACGAGGCAAAGGAAGAUCCUUUUCAGUUUGUUGGUAUUAGGCAACCGUCCCCUCCUCCGGUUCUUGCUCGAGUGCAACAUGAAUAUGCUCAAAUUGCACCAUCUAAAGUUGCCGACCCACGACCCGGUCCAGCACCUUCUCAGGAUGGCAUGUCCGGCCCUAAUUCGUACCAAGAUGUGCAUGUUCCUAUGAAUAUGAUGCAAGAUUUCUUAAGAUUGGCCCGGGCAAAUACAGAUAAGAAUCUAGAGACGUGUGGUGUUCUGGCAGGAGCGCUGAAAAACAGGGUGUUCCACAUCAGCAUGCUUAUCAUCCCAAAGCAAGAGUCAACUUCAGAUUCGUGUCAGACAUUAAAUGAAGAAGAAAUAUUUGACGUUCAAGACAAACUCUCGUUGUUUCCCCUUGGAUGGAUCCAUACACAUCCAACGCAAACCUGUUUUAUGUCAUCCGUCGAUCUGCACACACAUUACUCUUACCAGAUAAUGUUACCCGAAGCAAUCGCCAUAGUCAUGGCUCCAACCGACGAAUCGAGCCCACACGGAAUAUUUCAUCUAUCAGACCCAGGAGGAGUAUCUGUGAUCCGCAACUGCCAGCAGAGGGGUUUCCACCCCCAUGAGGAGCCCUUGGAUGGAAACCCCAUCUACGAGCAUUGCUCCCACGUCUACCUCAACUCUAAGAUGAAGUUCGAGAUCUUGGAUCUUCGAUAAUGCAAAACUACACUUGCUGUCGAUGCUGUUGGUCAUGGUACAUAUAACAUUUUAUCUCAAUCAGCUCUGUAAAUACAAUUGCAUUUUUUUCUUCUUUCUUUCUCGGAGACAUUCACUUCCAUAGCUCCGUGUAUAUAGGCUAGUGUACUCUUCUUCGCCGAGACGUACUGAACACAAGCCCCGCAUUUGAAUGCGUGGGGCGGUUUUCAUGAUCAUGGGUUGAGGGGUAUGCAACAAGUCGGUUCUCGCUGAACCGAGUUGAUGCUUGAGUUGAAUCGAGCCGGAUUGGAUAUGAUUAAACUGCGUUUCGUUUGUUUGUUUCGAUCAGACAGCAUGCCCUUUCCCGGUCGGCGAGGACCACGUAGUGAAGAUAUGACGAAGGUGAUUAAAAGGUUAGGAGGAGGAGGUGGCGGCCCAUUGCGCAAGUUGCCAAUGAAUGCCAUGCAAUGGGUAUAUAGGGUACUACAACGACGGUGAGACUUUAAUUGCUGCUGUGUAAGUGUGAAUACUACUACUGCUGCUCCUACCCUUUCUUUGGAGAACCGCCCUACAGAGAAGAGACCUUUACAGCGCAGCCGUCUUAAUUCCUGGGGCACAUUAAAUCUCAAGCUUGAUUCGUACCUCGGUGGCGGAAUGAAAACCUUUUAUAGCGGAUCCGAUCACCAGCUAGUUAGAGAGUGAGAGUGUCGUCAUAUCUGUUUGACUUGACUUUUCGACGAAAAUGACAAAUUUGUCGAUUUGUCGACGGCGCGGGGGAAAAAGCGCGACGUUGGCGGGUAAUGUGCGGAGGGGGAGAAGAGGUGCCGAAUUUGCACAGUUCCCUGACGGCAGCACUCUUUGCUGUUUUGCUUCACACCCCAGAUCCUCCUCUCCUGUGGCAAAAGCAAAGUUGUCUUUUGUCUCGUAAUGGCAAGCAUUUAGCCGUCAUGCCGACGAGAUUAUUAGCAGUGUUUAAUUUUUUGUUUUUUUAGCUUGAAGAGGUCAAUUCACAAUGUAUCCAUACACGGCAACUUCUUGAUUGAAAAAUGGGUGCCCUCAAGACAUUGAUUUUAUCCAUGAUACAAGGUUUAGCGAGUGAUUCACGUGGCUAGUGGUGUGGGCUAGCUAAGCUACAGGAGUGAGUGCCGGCCGCCGGUCGGGAAACCUUGUACAGAUCCGCGAUAUUAUAUAUUUUGAAUCAAUUAUUAAUAUUGAAGGUUACGAGGAUUCGAACACGUGAUAUCACUAUCAAACUGGUUAUGAUACUAUGUCAUAUAUGAGAGAGAGUUUCAUGUAUAAAUCUGAACUACCUCCCUAUUGGAGUGAGGAAACGUGCGAACAGAGACAUGGUUUUGUAAUGAUACCGUUGGUUUUGAACCUGAAAUUCUCAAAUCUAAAUCCAUUAGGUAUCACUCAACAAGGUAAAAUGCCCACUAAUUUGAGCCAAAAUAAGUAGAACGACCAAAGUAAAAGUGAGAAAACCCCAUGGAAAGGAAAAGAAGAAAACUGAGAGUCUCCAUCACAUUGAAGCCAACCGCAAAUGCCCAUGCUCGAUGAUAUCAUAUGGAGCGAGCGGGCAACUUGUUUGUUCGCAUUUCCUUUCGGCUGAAAAGGGCGUUACAGGGAAGAGGCAAAAGGAAUGAAAUUAAGAGGGAAAUGGGCGUUGGAGAUUGAGGAAGUUAUAUGGCGGGAUGGGGAGCUCCACCGGCUAGCUAGAACGAUAAGCAUUUAACGUUUGCAACUCUAUGCACGUAUUACACUAUGCACUUUUUUUUUUUCUUUCUCCUCUCCCUUUGUAUGUGUGGGUUAUGUAAGGGAUGAGAAUAGGGUAAAUCGGGGUGGGUAUCUCGACACCUAUGUAUGUCGCAUUAUAGGUGGUGUCCGGUUAAUUUUUUCAUUAGAAAUGAAGAAAUAAACCAUAGCGUGAUGAAUGAAGUUAAAUUAUUCUA
Molecule: messenger RNA, 4069 nt
Organism: Linum trigynum
Lineage: Eukaryota; Viridiplantae; Streptophyta; Magnoliopsida; Malpighiales; Linaceae
Source: the annotation of a GenBank genome assembly